Messenger RNA from Ilyonectria robusta, 1089 nucleotides. RefSeq lists its product as uncharacterized. NCBI's taxonomy places the organism in Eukaryota, Fungi, Ascomycota, Sordariomycetes, Hypocreales, Nectriaceae. The record is from RefSeq and is a predicted model, not a curated record. The transcript has 2 exons. The coding region runs from base 1 to 1089 and encodes 362 amino acids.
AUGCAUCGUUACGGAUUUGGGAUAGCAACAGCUUACACGCUUCUCGGUCAAGCAGUCGCUCAGUUGGCAACACGCACCGUGGGCGGUGGAUUCCACAAUGCUCAGCCGGCGCCUACAGACUGGGAACUUCGACGACGACAGCUCGACGGCGACAUAUCUUCGGGUACCAUCAGCAUCACCAUUGCACCUGAUGAGACCUGCGGUUUCGAUGCGGGUGGAAACCCCUACUGGACCUGCCCAAACAAUCGUCGCUGCUCGUGGGAAUCAGGUCGACUCAACCUCAUUUUCUGCGGUUGGCAGGCUCUGGCGACCAGUUGUAUUGACAGCACGUCCGUUUAUAACACAGACUUGUGCGACGAUGCCUGCUUCUCGAAUACACGUCAUAUCUUCUGCACUCAGAGCGCGUACCCUUCGUGCGUGGACAUUGCGAUCGGCGGCGAUAUCACGACUUGGGGGUGCAACACUGCGUUCACUACAUACUCUCUCGACACCACGCAGAGUCUUGAGGACCGAGAGUUUAGCACUUUAAUUCUGGUUGAUGGAACUCCGAUCACGACAUAUAUUAGUAGCCUCGCAACGGCCGAAUCCGGCACAACAAAAUCCACUGAUACCGCCAUUGACAGCGGCACAACCGCCAUAAGCAGCACGACCACGUCGACUCACAGCUCCGGUGGUGGAACCAACGUCGGUGCAAUAGUAGGAGGAGUAGUUGGAGGCCUCGCCGUUAUCGGUUUGAUUGUCAUAGGCGUUCUACUCAUCUUACAUCUACGUCGCCGAAAGCGCAACGAGAUCACCCCUCCCCCUAAUUCUGGAUUGGCACCUCAAGCCCAGCCGGAAUCGACCAUGCAAAACACGCAUAAUUUCGUCGCUUCUCCAACACAGCCCGAGUACGGAGCCAACCUGAAUUCCCCUGUCAAAUCUCAAGGUCAAGGUUUCCCGCCUCCCUCAAGCGUCUCCCCUCAUGCACCACAACAACCGAUGUACUCUCCUCCUCUUCAUCAGGUGCCACAUCCAGGCGCAGUGCAUACGUUUGAACUAGACGGAGAUAGAACAAGUCACCAUCACGGGUCGAUUCAGGAGUUGCACUAG